UCAGUUAAAAUCGUGUUUGUGGAUAAUUUUAACACCUAGGCAUGAUGCCUGCAUCCAAGCCCAUUCGAAGUGUUGAAAUACUGCUGGAGGCUGGAGCUCAGGUGGGUCACGAUCAAGGCACAAUUAUUUAGCAGGAGCAUUCGAAGUUAACUACAACUCCCACCGUUAACGGCAACACGUCACAACUAGAACCGAAACAGAACAGACCACGUGAUUCAUACACUGUUUUUCUAAACGCACCAGAAUUUUUUCUUUAGUUAUUUAGUUAGCGACAGUGUUUGGUUUAUUUUUCUCUACCAUUUUACUAAAGCGGAGAUGGAAGUGGAAACGGCACGACCUUAUUUUUUCGGGGACAUCGGUUUCUGGUCAGAGAGGACAGAGGUUCAUAAGGCUGCAUGUCAAGGACAGGUGUCAGAGCUGCAGAGUUUGAUCCAGAGGGGAGCUUCGGUGAAUAUUGUGGCUGUGGACUCCAUCACUCCGCUCCACGAGGCGGCUGCGAGUGGACAGACACAGUGUGUGAGACUGCUGCUGGACGCUGGAGCUCAGGUUGAUGCCAGGAACGUGGAUGGCAGCACUCCACUGUGUGAAGCGUGCUCUAUCGGGAACUUUGAGUGUGUGAGGCUUCUUUUGGAGUAUGGAGCAAAAGUCAACCCCAUGCUGACCUCUCGUACCACCUCUCCUCUACACGAGGCCUGCAUGGGAGGUAAUGCAGAUUGUGUGAGGCUAGUGAUUGCUAAAGGAGCCAGUCUGGAGGCCUAUGACCUGUACUACGGUACUCCUCUACAUGUGGCAUGUGCCAAGCGACAUCUGGAGUGUGUCAAAGUGCUACUGAAUGCAGGUGUGCAAGUAAAUGCCGCUAGGCUACACGAGACGCCCUUACAUCAUGCUGCCAAGUCCAACAAUGUGGAUAUGAUUGAGCUGCUGGUGGAGUUCGGGGCCAACAUUUACGCCAGAGACAAAUAUGACAGAAAGCCAGUCGACUACACGAGGCCAGAUACGUCCUCAGCACAAUAUCUUCAGCUUUAUGAGAGUAACCCUCUUUCUCUGCAGCAGCUGAGCCGUAUCGCCCUGAGGAUGCUGUUGGGCGUCCGAGCUGUGGAUGUGGUGGUCAAACUGGAUAUUCCCAACCGUAUUAUCAGUUACCUCUUAUACCAGUGAACUCUUUCUUUAGAAGUUCACAGAUACCAUGGAAAUACGUUUUACCUCAGAUGCAAAACAAACAUAUGAAGCACUGAAAUCUCUCCAAAAAUAAAUAUUAGUUAUAUUGGCACUUAAGAGCAUUAAAGGUGAACGAUGUAAAAGUUAAGUUUAAAGGUUGCUUGUAAAUGAAAAUUAUGUCAUUAUUAACUCCGUUUCAUGACUUUAUCCCAAUGGGGUCCAAAAUAACCUUUAGUCCCUACUGUAUGAAGAAAAAGCGCUGAGAUAUUUUUAAAAAUACCUUCAUAGGGAGUAAAUGACAGACUGUCCUUUUAAGUAACAAGCACAACAGAUUACAUGAAUAGGAAGCACUUCUUAAUAGCACUUCUCAGCAGAACAGUCUAUAUUUUGUUGUAAAAUAUGUUGUCUUAAUGGGUCUGAGGUGAAUUUAGGACUGAUGGAAACCAUUAUAUGUACACUAAAUAUUGCCGCAAAAAAAGAGCAGGAGAUAGAGACUCAAAAGAGAGGAAACACUUAAUCUGGCAGCUGUCUACAUUCAGGAACUCCUCUGACCACUAAAUUAAGUCCAGGGAAACUUUUAGUCGCUCAGACAACGGACACUAUGCACAACACACAGCAUUGCUGGAAACGAGCAUGUUAACAUCCUCAUGCUCUCAUUAGAGAUUCAUUGUAGGAGAUCACAGCAGCUACAACAAAGUCUUAUUGAUAAAACACCGGCAUUCGUUUUAUGACAUCAAGCACUUUGAGUUAUACCACCGUUUUGCCACAUUCAUUGUCCGUGUUCCGCUAUAGUGACGCCACAGUGACACUGAAAGAAACCAGUUUACAGCUGUGUUUUAUUGUAGUGCUGUUGUUUUAGUUACACCGGUUGUAAUAUUUUACAAUUCAGGUGAAGGAUUUAAUAUAGUCUAUAUGUCUGUUUCCUUAUACUGUUUUUUUUUUCUGAAUUGAGGAAAAGAUAUUAAGAUUGCAUGAAUUUAACUGCUGUAAUUUAAUUAUUUAAGUUAAUCAGAAUAUUCUGCAGGAAAAUGCAUCAGGCUGGACUUGAUUUGAUGCAUUACGAUUUGAUUGGUUCUUGAAAUGUUGGGCUUUAAUUUUGUAUGUCUUUUAUUUAAUAUAAUGUAUCCUCAAUUUGGACGCCUUGGCAAAAAUAUAAGUCUUUUCAGAUGCAAACAAAGUAUUAUUUUCAUGAAAGAUAAUGAUAGCAGUUGUAAAAUUGCAUUGCAUGCACUUAUGAAUUGCAUAUGCAGAUAAAUUACAGCAUGCACACUACUGUUAGGGGUCGGUAAUGUUUUGUUUCUGAAAGGAAUUAUUACUAUUAUUCAGCAAGGAUGCAUUAAAUUGAUAACAAUUGUAUA
Messenger RNA from Carassius auratus (goldfish), 2516 nucleotides. Its product is annotated as ankyrin repeat and SOCS box protein 13-like. Gene Ontology annotation, molecular function: protein binding. Lineage: Eukaryota; Metazoa; Chordata; Actinopteri; Cypriniformes; Cyprinidae. The record is from RefSeq and is a predicted model, not a curated record. Gene Ontology annotation, biological process: positive regulation of protein catabolic process; protein ubiquitination. The transcript is spliced from 6 exons. Bases 316 to 1158 code for a protein of 280 amino acids.